AUGAAUCCCCUUCUCAAGAAGAAUGAUGUCGACGUUAGCAAAUUGAGCCCAGAUGAGCAGCGUCUCUAUGCCAUGUAUGGCAAGAGACCCAACAAGAAGGAUGUGCUGCAGAACAAGCUCAAGGAGCGAAAAUACUUCGACUCGGGUGACUACGCUUUGAGCAAGGCCGGCAAAGCUUCGGACGUCACUAACAUCGGCUCCCGCCACCCCGUUCCGGAGAACAUUCCUCACCUGACAGCCACCUCCCCAGGUGCCAACAACCCCGCUGUCGGUAACGGUGGCAGUAUCAGUGCCCAAGGCGGACAGCAGCUCCCCGGUAGCUUCAGCGGUCACCCCAGCUCUAUCGGCUUCCAGGGCCGUAGCCCCAUCAAGGAGGGCGGAAGCUUCUUGCACCGCGGUUCUAGCCUCAGUGAAGGCUCCGUUGGCCCGGAUGUUCAGGAAAAGGAGCUGAGUGUCAGCCCGCCGCCUGCUCGUGAGGGCGUGCCCAUUCGUCGGUGA
Molecule: messenger RNA, 498 nt
Organism: Penicillium verhagenii
Lineage: Eukaryota; Fungi; Ascomycota; Eurotiomycetes; Eurotiales; Aspergillaceae
Product: endosulfine family protein
Exons: 3
Coding region: 1-498 (165 amino acids)
Cellular component (GO): cytoplasm
Molecular function (GO): protein phosphatase inhibitor activity
Source: RefSeq, a predicted model, not a curated record